Molecule: messenger RNA, 1947 nt
Organism: Insectozyma verbasci
Lineage: Eukaryota; Fungi; Ascomycota; Pichiomycetes; Serinales; Debaryomycetaceae
Source: the annotation of a GenBank genome assembly
AUGUCAAAAGCUGUUGGUAUAGAUUUAGGUACAACAUAUUCUUGUGUUGCGCAUUUUGCAAAUGAUAGAGUUGAAAUUAUAGCAAAUGAUCAAGGUAAUAGAACUACACCUUCUUUUGUUGCGUUUACUGAUACUGAAAGAUUAAUUGGUGAUGCUGCAAAGAAUCAGGCUGCUAUGAAUCCAGCAAAUACUGUUUUUGAUGCUAAAAGAUUAAUUGGUAGAAAAUUUGAUGAUCCAGAAGUUUUAAAUGAUGUUAAACAUUUCCCAUUUAAAGUUAUUGAUAAAGGUGGUAAACCAAAUAUUCAAGUUGAAUAUAAAGGAGAAACUAAAGUAUUUACACCGGAAGAAAUUUCAUCAAUGGUUUUAGGUAAAAUGAAGGAAACUGCUGAAGGUUAUUUAGGUACUAAAGUUAAUGAUGCUGUUGUUACUGUUCCAGCUUAUUUUAAUGAUUCACAAAGACAAGCUACUAAAGAUGCUGGUUUAAUUGCUGGUUUAAAUGUUUUACGUAUUAUUAAUGAACCUACUGCCGCUGCAAUUGCUUAUGGUUUAGAUAAAAAAGAUUCAAAAGGUGAACAUAAUGUUUUAAUUUUUGAUUUAGGUGGUGGUACCUUUGAUGUUUCAUUAUUGGCAAUUGAUGAAGGUAUUUUUGAAGUUAAAGCUACUGCUGGUGAUACUCAUUUAGGUGGUGAAGAUUUUGAUCAUAGAUUAGUCAAUUUCUUUAUUCAAGAAUUUAAAAGAAAACACAAGAAAGAUAUUUCUGGUAAUCAAAGAGCUUUAAGAAGAUUAAGAACUGCUUGUGAAAGAGCAAAAAGAACUUUAUCUUCAUCUGCUCAAACUUCAAUUGAAAUUGAUUCAUUAUAUGAAGGUAUUGAUUUUUAUACUUCAAUUACAAGAGCAAGAUUUGAAGAAUUAUGUGCUGAUUUAUUUAGAUCUACAUUGGAACCUGUUGAAAAAGUUUUGAAAGAUUCAAAAAUUGAUAAAUCACAUGUUCAAGAAAUUGUUUUGGUUGGUGGUUCAACAAGAAUUCCAAAAGUUCAAAAAUUAGUUUCAGAUUUCUUUAAUGGUAAAGAAUUGAAUAAAUCAAUUAAUCCUGAUGAAGCUGUUGCUUAUGGUGCUGCUGUUCAAGCUGCAAUUUUAACUGGUGAUACUUCAUCAAAAACUCAAGAUAUUUUAUUAUUGGAUGUUGCUCCAUUAUCAUUAGGUAUUGAAACUGCUGGUGGUAUUAUGACUAAAUUAAUUCCAAGAAAUGCAACAAUUCCAACUAAAAAAUCUGAAACUUUUUCAACUUAUGCUGAUAAUCAACCAGGUGUUUUAAUUCAAGUAUUUGAAGGUGAAAGAGCUAAAACUAAAGAUAAUAAUUUAUUAGGUAAAUUCGAAUUAUCAGGUAUUCCACCAGCUCCAAGGGGUGUUCCACAAAUUGAAGUUACUUUUGAUAUUGAUGCAAAUGGUAUUUUAAAUGUUUCUGCUUUAGAAAAAGGUACUGGUAAAACACAAAAAAUUACUAUUACUAAUGAUAAAGGUAGAUUAUCAAAAGAAGAUAUUGAAAGAAUGGUUUCAGAAGCUGAAAAAUAUAAAGAAGAUGAUGAAAAAGAAUCUUCAAGAAUUCAAGCUAAAAAUCAAUUGGAAUCAUAUGCUUAUUCAUUGAAAAAUACUAUAAAUGAUGGUGAAAUGAAGGAUAAGAUGUCUGCUGAUGAUAAAGAAAAAUUAACAAAAGCAAUUGAUGAAACUAUUUCAUGGUUAGAUGCUUCACAAGCUGCUGCAACUGAAGAAUAUACUGAUAAACAUAAAGAAUUAGAAUCAAUCGCAAAUCCAAUUAUUUCUGGUGCUUAUGGUGGUGCUGGUGGUGCUCCAGGUGCUGGCGCUGGAGGAUUCCCAGGCGGUGCUCCAGGUGCUGGUGGUGCUCCAGGUGGUGAAUCAAGUGGUCCAACUGUUGAAGAAGUUGAUUAA